Molecule: messenger RNA, 5793 nt
Organism: Vitrella brassicaformis
Lineage: Eukaryota; Vitrellaceae
Source: the annotation of a GenBank genome assembly
ACACAAAGUCAGCAGCAGGCUUUAGCGCGCCACCAGCUCUCAGGGCUGCCGCAGCGGGAUCGGGAGAAUGUCAGCAGAUAGGGUCGGUGCAGCAGGCUCCCAGCGGCAUCAUGCCGCCGCUUUCUGAGGGUUUUGGAGACGAGGACGCGCUGCGGCGAUCCCUUUCUGUGCCGUCGUCGCCCAAUCCCCCCAAGUGGGUGCAGAACCUUCAGCAGGUGUGUCGGCAGGUAAGGAGCCCCCAGACCGGUGCGGCCAACCCCCCUGACGACCCCAAUCCCUUUCCUGUGACGACGGCUGACGGAUCGGCCGGUGCGGGCAAUGAGUCAUAUGCCUUCACAAACGGGUUCGCGCCGCGUUCGGACAUGAUCAGUGGGAGGCAGGCCGGGUCUGUCCAGCCUGACGUGGCCCCGGUCGUGUCCUCCCGGCCUGCAGUGAGCCACCAGCCAUUCUCGUCGAUCGCCCAGCUGCAGGCGUCGAUCCCUCCUGCCAGUGUGCCGUUUGGGGGCCUUUGUGUGCCUGUGCCUGUGGUGGGGGGCGGUUUGUGUGCUGGACGGCCGGUGCCUGAGAGCCCUGAAGUCAAGAAGGAGGAGGAUCGUGAGCCGAUGGACGUGUCGGUCGUCCCGGAGCGGCCAGCGGCAGACGACGCCAGGGCUGACGAGACCGACUCCUCCGACAACUCGGCGGCCCCCCUGUGUCCCUUCCCCCUGCCUCUGCCCAUCCGUGUCCCUCCCCCAGCGCGCGGCACAGUCGUCUACUCCAGCCACAUUCCCGCACUCCCUCCCUUCAGAACCAUCCCCGACAUCGCUGACGAUCCCGUCAUGACUUCUACCUCUCCCCACUCUGUGGGUGCCAGUGACCACCUCAAGGGCGUCUCUCCCGGCCCACCCAGCCAAGAGGACCUGGACAAGAUGGAGAGGCUGGAGCGGAUGAUGGCCCGUGCGCGGGUCAACAUGCUGAGGAGGCAGGGGGUGGCGCUGCCGCCCGCUGAGGAGACCGACACGCACACCGGCAGCAAAGAUGCCCGUGACAAUAAGCUUCCCGGCACCGGGGAGAAUAGGGGCAUGCGGCCGGUGGGGCAGAAGCAACAGAUGCGGCAGCAGGAGCAGCAGCCCAAGCAGAAGCCAGACAUGUCCGCGAGAAGGCUCACCAAAACCGCUCCCAACACCGGCGCCAUGUGCGAGCGACCCAACACACGUGGCGCCGUGAGAUCAUCGGGCCAUCAGCUGCUGAGCGUCCCGCCCGCCGCAGCCCGAUCUCGCUACCUCAGCAGCCGCAGGGGCGUCACCCUUCCCUCCCGCUUCCACCUGACGGCCUCCCGGCAGCCGAAUCGGUCCAUCCUGGUGCGCCGAUCGCUCCCUGUGCCGGCAAGGAAGCCGAUGGUGGGGUGGGAGACCGACACAACACCAGACAGACACGUCACCGACAUCCUGGAAAAGGCUGCAGCUGUGAGGGAGGUGGUGGGAGAGGUCGUGGGGCAGCAGCAGGCGGGCAACGGCGAGGCCGACGCCCAAAUGAGGCCAACUGCCGGCUCGCCUUUGCCGGCUGUGCCUGAGAGUGAGCCUGAUGCCGGUGCCGAAGACGACGAUGAGGAGGACAAGCCCCUGCUGCCCAAGAAAAAGGCCAAGAAGCGGCCGCCAUCCUCACCACCAACCACCCUUCCAGCACUGCCGCUGCCCGCGGCGGUCAAAGAGGAGCCCGAGAGCCCCCCGGCGUCAGCCAAGGCGCCGGAGAGCAGCGUGGCCAUGUCGUGGUCGAGUGGUGCGUACGAGAGAUCGGAGCUGACGAGUGCGAUCGCAUCGAGGGGAUGGAAGGGGUGGAGUUAUGUUGAGGAUGCCUACGGGGACUGGUACGGGAAUGAGGAGAGCAGUGAGGAGACGGACUUCGGUGUCCCCAAUCGGGUGCAGUGGGAGGUCCGGGCGCUGCUCAGGGGCACGUCAGACAGCGACAACAUCGAUCGGUGGGUGAGAGAGAUAGUCACACACACACACGGGGGAGCACACAGAGAUCUAUCCCUUUCACGUGUGCGGACCGUCCGUGUGCCUCUCUCAUCUCUCUCGUGCAGUGCUAGCUUCCGCUUGAGUCUGCUGCGUAUCGAGGCCAUCCGUGUCCAGAGGUUCUCCAUCGUCGUCCCUGGCGAGGUCCCUGACCUCCCCUCUCGCCUCGCCGAGAUCCCCGACGACCAGCCACCCAUCGUCCCAUCUACAGAGGACCCUUCCAGCGCUGCCGCCCCGGCAGCCACGGACGGGCUGGUCAUGCGCGAGCCGAUCGACAGAGACACGCCACCUGCAGCGAUGACGGUGCAGGACGUGCUGAUAGACGCCCAGCCGUGCUUGCCGCAAGUCAAGGCUGAGCCCAUGGACGCCGAUGGGCCGGCUGCAGACGAAGGGCCGCCCUCGGCAAGGCCAGAGGCCCAUGAUGAGGGGCGCAUGGAAGGUGCCGGGGAGGAGAGGGCGGGCGUGGAGGGCGUUGGGGUUGAGGGGGCGGCUGGGGAUGCUCCCGUGGCCAUGGAGGUAUGGCCGCCCGAUGCUCCUGUAGCGACAGAGCACCCCACACAAGACGCGCAAGACGACCAAACGGCUCAGAGGGCCACGCAACAGGAGGAGGCGGCACACAACCAUGAGGGGGCCAAAGGCACGGAGGACGAGCCGAUGCAUGGCCAAGAUCGACAUGACGACCAUCAGCACGAGCAGCAGCCCCCCACCCCCAACACCGGGCCCAAGGACGAGAGCCUUGCCGUUCGGGUGAAGUGUGAGCCUCUGGAUGAGAUCAAGGCCGAGCAGCCGAUCGACAAGUCCCACCCGAGCGACACCAACGACAACCCUCUGAAACGGCCGCCCGACGAGACCCCCAGCCCGUCCCCCGACCCCAAGCGCCCCCGCAGCGACGCCGUUGGUGGUGGAGGCGAGCCGCCAGGCACGGCGGCGGGGUAUACAUUGUCUGGCGGCCGUGUGGCGCCGAUGGAGACCGAUGAGGGAGGGAGAGGGGGAGGGGUGGGGGGUGAGGGGGUCGGUAGUGACGAUGAGGAGACGCUGCAGCUGCGACUGUUGGUGGCCAAGCGGAAGAAGAGGGAUGCCAGGGGCAGUGGGGGCGGCAGCCCGGUGCAGCCGCCUAGGAUACCCGAGAGGAGGGAGGGGCCGCCACCGCCCAAAAUGAAGGUCGGUACGGUGGGGAGCCACCCACCCAUCCAUCCAUCCAUCUCUCUCUCUCUCUCUCUGUGUGUGUGUGUGUGUGUCUGUAGGUGGAGUAUCCUAGCGAGCACCACAAUUUCAACUUGAAGGAGUACUACUACUUGUUGGACGGCCCGGCGGUGGAGCGUUCGCUGCGGCUGGCACUCAACCCCACCUUUCAGCGGUCAAUCGGGGAGGACUACUUCGACAGGUCAGUCAGUCAGUGAGGGACUCCGCUCAUGCCAUCCAUCCAUCCAACUCGCUCCCUCUCCCUUUCACUGUGGGUGUGUGUAUGUGUCAGUGUGCCUGAUUUGUCGCCCAUCAGCCUGGCGCAGUGGUGCCCCACUGUCUUCUGGAACGUCAUACGACUGGGCGGUCCCAAAGUAGACGAGGUACUCAGAGAGGGAUGGAGGGAGGGAGGAAGGUAUUGCGCACAACAGACACACGUGUGUGUGCGGGUGAUAUGUGUGUGUGUGGAUUUAGUUUUUGGCGACGUUGGUUCCCACGAGCAGGACGGUGCGUCGCCGGCGCAACCAGUCCGAGCGGUUCAGGCAGCACCAGCAGGAGAUGAAACAACACCAGCUCGAACAAAGACGACGCAAAGACAGACAAGAGUCAGUACUUAACCGCCCCCGCCCCUCUCACCCACCCCAUCAGCCAAACCACAAACAAUCACCAUGGUCAUUUUUUUUAUCUCUUUUGUGCCCGCGUGUGUGUGUGUGUGUGUUUGUGUGUCAGGGAGUUCCGCGCGCAGUACGAGCAGCGUCGCGAGGAGCGUCAUGAGCGGGAGCUGCAGAGGGCCGAGAGGCUCAACGCCCACUUCGACAAGUACCUCCAGAAGCUCGCCAAACGCGGCAACAAAGGGCGCAAGAAGCCAAAGGACACCGCCACGGCGGCAGCAGCAGCAUCAGCACCAGCAGCACCAGACACGGACAAAGACAGAGAGGGACCCGCUGCCUCACCGGCCAACACACAAGGGUGGGGAUAGAAAGGCCAGACAUCGAUGGCAUGUAUGUGUAUGUGUGUGUGGUGGUGUGUGGCGUGUGAUCCAUCCAGCGGGGAAGAUGAUGCGGCUGGUGCUGCUGCUGAGGCGUCGCCGGCCAACGGGUCCCAGGGCUCCAACGGCUCGGGCAGAUCCAGACGGUCAGCCAGUCAGGCGCAAUUGACCACACACACACACAUCCCCCCUGCAUGCACGUGCGUGGGUGUGUGCAGGAUGGCGCCCCACUACGGCGCUCCGACGACCGACACAGAGAAAGAGCAGCUGGUGGCCUCAUGCCUCGAACCGGACGGCAGGAUCAAGUCGGUCACCAUGGAAGGAAGCACACCCCACCCACCACACACAUAUUCGCCAGCAUGAAUGAUGACGCCUCUCUCUCUCUCUCUCUCUGUGUGUGUGUGUGUGUGUCCGUCCCUUCAGGAGGUCUCUGACUAAUUUGUCGAGUUACGCGAGGAACGUCGUGUACCGCACUUGUCUGGAGAGGGGCAUCCGGGCCCCUGUGGUCGUCAAGUACGACCGCGACACAGGACGGUGAGUGACUGAGCGAGUGAGCCGCCACACACAGCAUCCACACACAACACACAACACAGAACACGCAUCUGCGCCGGUGUCGGUGUUGUGCCCUCCGAAUGGUGCAGUGGCAUAUUGGCUGGCAAGGACAUCCACAAGGACGACUUUGUCUUCGGUGUGUCGGCUACCCUAGCCUACCUUUGCCACACAGCCAGCCCCCAACGCACAUACGCAAUCUCGUGUCUGUUUGUCUGCGUCACAUUCCUUCAUUCAUUUACAGAGUAUCAGGGCGAGUUGAUCCCGCAGACCGUCGCCGCCGAGCGCGAAAAGACCUACGCCACACAGAGAAAGGGGUACACACUUUCUCUCACACACACAGGGGGAGGGAGCCACUAGUUAUGGUGUCUCUCUCUCUCUCUCUGUGUGUGUGCCGUGUGUGUGUGUGUGUGUGUAUGUUUAGGUGUUACAUGUAUUACUUUGCGUUGAACGGCAACUGGUGCAUCGACGCCACGAGUGAGCAGUACAGCCACACGUGGGGGCCCGGCAGGCUCGUCAACCACUCCAAACAAAGACCAAACCUACUCAGCAAGGUCAGUCAGACUAUUCAUGCGACAGACAGCCAAGACAGCCGCGCUUGUGUGUCUGUGUGGGUCUGUGUGUGUGUGUGUGUGUGUGUUGUGUGGCAUCCGUGCAGUCGUUGACGGACACCAACGGCACCCCUCGGGUGUUCUUUGUGGCCAAGGAGGACAUACCCAAGUAGGCCUCCUACGUGUGUGCGCAAUGGAUGGAUGGAUGGAUGGAUGGGAAACAACACGCGCACAGAGGGACGGGCGCGAUGUUUGUGUGUGUGUGUGUGUGUGUAGGGGUGCCGAGUUGCUGAUCGAUUACGGCGAGACGAACCCGCGGGUGCUCGAGGCCAACCCCUGGCUCGUCAACACGUGAUACAUAUAUACCAGACACACACAUCCAUUGUGUGGCUGUCUGUGUGGAUGGAUGGGAGAACAGACGUGUGUGUGUGUGUGUGUGUGUGACUGCAUUGCCUUGCCUUGUUCUCAUGUCCGUGUGGUGAGUAAACACUGCACAGACACACCCAGAAGCUCAAGCACUCUCUCCGGA